Anguilla rostrata (American eel) is the source of this 6288-nucleotide messenger RNA. Its product is annotated as piggyBac transposable element-derived protein 4-like. The transcript has 2 exons. The record is from RefSeq and is a predicted model, not a curated record. Lineage: Eukaryota; Metazoa; Chordata; Actinopteri; Anguilliformes; Anguillidae. Bases 3214 to 5193 code for a protein of 659 amino acids.
AUGGAGUCAUUAUAUGAAGAUGAGUGGGUCACCGGCUGGACGUGUGAGUAGCGUAUUCUUCUUCUUACACUCUCUGCCACGCAGGUUCCAGUCUUUUAAACGUAGCAAUUAUCAACCUAACAGUGGAAACUGGUGUAUUUAAUUUGAUUUGUAUAUCCAGAGUUUAUUUGAGCGUACAAUACAGCCAAUUAUGUCAUUACCUGUGUUUUUAUUCUGUCGUCAUUGAUCAUCUUUUUGAAGAAGGGAAUGGUGCUCCAACUCGAAACGACGGGCCUUUUAUUGAAACCGUUGAAGAGAUCUGGCACAGAUUUCAGUGCUGUCAGUCAAAAACUCCUUUGCCUCUGCCACAUUUGGCAUCCUUUUUCUCUGGGGCACUUGUGCAUUCAAGAAAAAAAGAAGUAACCUAAAAAAUGAAAUCAUAAUCUGCUGCCACAGAAAUUCAGCUUUGCUGAAGAUUUUUUAAAGUUUUAAAAGGUGUUUAAAAAAAAAAAAAAGCUAUUUUGAACUUAUCAGACUGUUGCCUUCAUUUUGAAAUGGUUACUCUCAAACAUUGUUUUCACGCUAGUUCCUCAUACAGUGCCUGCAGAAAAAUGUAUAUAGUUCAAGCUAUCUUUCAACAAUAGCAAUAGCACAAUAGCAACAAUAGUAAAAUCUACAAGUUAAUGUAAAAUCAAGAGCAUAAGGCAGGGGUUUCAUAUGCUGUCAUUUUAAAUUCAAAAUGGAGGUGCAUCCUGUGCAUUGGUACAACUACACCAACACAAGUAGCAUGUAUUAUUUACAAUAAAUUAUUUACAAAUAUUUACAAUAGAUACGUUUAUGUUUCAUUGUGUAAAGAAAUGAAUUAGACAUUGUAAUUACCAUGUACUAUUUUAAUAAAUUAAUUUUUUCUCUAGUGUGGACACUGAAGAUGUUCCCCUGAAAGACCUAAGACAUUUGGUGCAAGGCAGUCUGUCUCUCCCUUGAAAGGAGGCACCUCCCCUCUUCUUUCUUCCAAAGUCCCUCAAUCAAAUAAACAUGCUACCUUUACGCUCUUAUGCUUGGAUGUAAUCAUUUGUCCCCAGUUAUCUCAUAAAAUGACCCAGAUGGAACAAAUUUUUUUGUUUAAUUCUGGGCAGGAUAUUUUGUAUUGUUUGUAAGCCAUUUAUUACAAUUAUUUUUGACUGGGGUGGGGGUGGGGGGCUGUGGCUGGCAUAACAUUUUUUAGAGGUGUGUGUGUGUGUGCUUGUCUGCUUACUCCUCAAAUGACAGAUGGGGUUGUAGCAAUUAGCAUGCAAAUAUAUCACAAUUUGGAGAAAAUGGGAAUAAACUUUUUUUUUUUAAUGUAAUUUUAAUUAGGAUCUUUUAUUAUUUACUAAAUGUCUUUUUACUUUUGCAGUCUUUAAAAAAUAAACAAUUAGCUUUCAUUUUAAUUUCACUUCAGCAUUUCAUUCAUUUACAUUUACAUUAUACAACAUCACAGUCACUUAGCAGAUGGUUUUUUUCCCCCAGAGUGACUUGGCGAAGGAAGAUUUAAAAUGUUUAACCUCCAAGAACACACAAACCAAGUCUGUCAGCUUCCCCUUCCUGUAUCCCCUCCACAGCUGUGUUUACAUCAGCCAAUCAUCUGAGAGAAUGUGUUCGGAGAGGGGAGGGAGCCAGGGACAGGAGCCAAGUGAGGGAGACUGAAAGCACAAGAGUUUGAACUGGUGCUGAUUCUUAUGAAUAGAGAGAAGGGAUGUAAUUUCCUUUCAUAAUCCCUACUGCUGCAUUUGUACAUUCAGUCGUUUAGUGUUUGCCAUGUGACGUGCCAGGAAAAAUCCAUUCCUGGUUUUUUUAAAAAAAGAAAGCAAUCAUUGGAAGGGCACAACCAUGUAAUCAGUGUUGUGCAUUAACUUUGUAUCUCCAUUUUUUUUUUUUGUCACUGUGAUUUUUAACACACAUUGAAAAUCUUCAUCCAGCUGUACAGUCAUGCAUUUCAUAACUCAGCUAACUCAACAGCUGAUAACUUGGUUCAAAAUCCCAAGUGAUAAAAGAAUGCUCAUUGGUAAACAGAAAAUAGAAGCAGUUUGUUGUGCUGAUCCUGAGAACUCAAUUUUUGCAGAGAAAAGGGUGUGUAUUUCAUAAUAGCAAAUUUUAAUUUGUUGUCAUCAAUUCGUAUAUUCCAAUAGUCUGCAUGUUAAAUACACUAACACCACUUAUUUUACAGGAUUUAAUUUUGUUACAGCUGUAGCAUCCAGCCACAAAAAUAUCGCUGUCGCGCUUAAGGCUUUGAAGCUAAUCAUUAAAAUUAAUUUCAGUAUCUUUGUCGACCUCUAGGGGCACUUAAGGACAAAUACUCUAUCACCUAUUUAGGAUACCUCAGGCAGCACGGAGUGACAAAAUGUUUUGUGAGAUCAAUAUAUUUUUCAAAUAUGAAUAGCAAAUAAAUAAAUAAAUCUGCUCAUUAAAACGCGCUGCUUUAUUUAUAAGAAUUCCAUAUCGCAUCUAAAAAUAUACUGGGUUACAGUUAUUCUGGCAAACGAAACCUCGCCUUUUAGUCAUAAUGGGAUGACUGAUCAGUGCACGCCUCGCGCUUUGGUAUAGCCAAUAAAUCUCACGUACACGUGUGCAGUGGAAGCUAAAUUUAAGGUGAGCGUAGCCUCACUUUUCAGGCUAUCAAAUAUUAUUAUGGACCAACCAUUCUGUCUACUUGAAGUGGAGAAAGAGGUUCAAGUUGAAGGGGUAGACCGUCUGGGAUAGUGUAAUGUGACGGUGAAUACCAUUUAAGUGGAUAACCCUGCAGAAUGUGCUUUACUUGUUUCAUUAUGAGUCAUUACCGGUUAAUUUAACAGGGCGCUUCAUUAGAGGUGGUGAGGUAACCCACUACACUAUUCGUAUUUAUUUAUUUAUUUAUUUAUUUAUUUAUUUAUUUAUUUAUUUUAAAUCGAUACCUCACACCUGCGUUUAGAGCAUACGUUUCCAGUCUCUACUUACCUCCGACACUGUAGAGGGCACUGAAGUUGGACGGGGGGGGGCGUCUUAUGUAAAACCGAGGGGAAGCCUAUACAUAUGCAUAUUUUCUAUGUACGCUCUAUGGGGCAGACUCAUGAAUUUGUCCACUUGCCGUCCCCAUAAAGGAACGUGCCGGUCAAUCCGUUUACUCCAGAAUUCACAAGCAGAUAGUUUCUUAGGACACCCAUCCAAUCAAACUUUGCAAGCGAAUUUCAAGUGACUUUUUUCCUCUUAUAGAAAAAAAUGGAAAACGGUGUGAGAAAGUCUGAAAGAAAAACAAAAAAUGUCAGGUAUUUUGAGUCAAACAAAAGCGACAGUAAUACAGAAAGUGACAAUGUCUCUGAUUUGGAGAGCGACGAUUCUGACUUUGAUGCGACGUAUGAGGACAGUCUGGAGCCCCAACCGGACUUUGUAGAUGCCGAAGGAUCCGAGACGUCUUGCAUGAGCCCGCCGGUCACUCCGGUGAAGAGGGGACGGCUCACCCCUCCUGUCUCCCCGAGGCCCUCGAAGGGCCACGCCUCUCGAUUCAAACACCGGAGGAGGUCCUCGUCCACGGGGCACGAGGAGGGCAGGUGGAAUUCCAUCACGGACCCUGACGUAGAGCCGCAGGUUCCUCGUUUCUGUCCGGCAAGAAAACCUGGGGUGCAGCUGGACACCACCAAGGACUAUUCCCACCUUGAGCUCUUUCAGCUGUUUUUCGAUCACUCUGUGGUGAAAACGCUGUGCAAGAACACAAACAAAAAUGCGGAGAGGGUGAGGAUCCUGGGCCGGAAGUGUCCGUGGGUCCCGCUGACAGUACCCGAAUGUUACCGCUUUCUCGGGCUGCUCAUCUUCAUGGGACUCUUGAAGGUCUCUGCACUGAAGGAUUACUGGGCUCUUCAUAGAAUCUACAGCCUCCCGUUCUGUCGCACGGUUAUGACAAGAAAACGUUUCGAGGUCAUCAUGUGGACCCUCCACAUGAGCGACCCGGAGGAAGACGAGGAAAACAAAAAGAGGAGGGGGACCCCGGAUUACGAUCGUCUCUUCUACCUGAGACCCCUCCUGGAUUCGGUGGUCCUGUCCUGCAAGGCCUUCUAUCACCCUCGUCAGAAUCUGUCCAUCGACGAGCGCAUGGUUGGAACCAGGGCCAAAAAUAUGCUGAAGCAGCACAUGAAGUCAAAACCAAUCAAGUGGGGGUUCAAGCUUUUUGUGUUGGCUGAUGCUUACAAUGGCUACACCUGCAACUUCAGCAUUUACCAAGGGCGGAGUGGACCGGAGUCAGGCAAAGGCAUCGGCUACAAUUCUGUCAUGAACCUGAUUAAUCUCGCUCAGCUGGGAACGGGCUACCAUCUGUACGUCGACAGUUUUUACACCAGCACCAGGCUCUUUCGCGACUUGUACUGCCUAAAGAUCGGGGCGUGCGGGACCAUCAACGAAAACAGGCAGGGCUUCCCCCGCGCCAGGGAGAACGCUCUGUCCGCGAAGUCUGACAGGGGGGAAAUAAGGUGGAUCCGGGAUAAGGAGCUGCUCUUCGUCAAGUGGAAGGACACUCGACAGGUGGCCAUGUGCACCACCAUACACAAGGUGUACACGGGGGAGCAAACCCUGCGGCGGAUCUUGGCCCCAGGUGGAAAAUGGACCGCAAACUCAGUUCCGAUCCCAACUGCGGUGAGGGCGUACAAUCAGCACAUGGGGGGAGUGGACCUAUCAGACGCGCUCAUUAAAUACUACAGCGUGGCUCACAAAACCAAGAAAUGGUACAAGACCCUUUUCCUCCAUUUUGUGGACAUUGCGGUGGUGAACGCCUUCCUGCUCCAUAAGGACCUGGCGGAGACUCAGAAAACCACGCCCCUCUCGCAGAAGGUGUUCAGAGAGCAGCUGUGCCUGCAGCUGGUGGACUUUGGGGAGGAUGGUCCGGCUCCGGCCCAGGUGCCGGAACAGUCCUUGCCGGUCAAAGCCAAGCGCGCAAAGGAGAAGAAGGUGCAGAAGUCUUGCAUUCCCGUUUGCAUCACAGAAGGGCAAGACAUUCACUACUCUCUCAAGGCCACCAAAGGAAGGAAGUACUGUGUCUUGUGUUCGAAGGAGAAGAAUGGAUUGCAGACCAUCUGGAAAUGUGAGGCCUGCAAUGUGGCCCUGUGUCUGAUCCCAGACAGGAACUGCUUUCGGGAUUGGCACUCCUUGUUAGCGAAAGAGGCUAAAAAGCAGGAGAUGGCUGAGAGAAUUCCACAUUGUUCAAAAAAGUAGUCUUCCAUCAGUCACCUGUUUGCCAUAGAAAGUACAUAUCAAGUGGGAACUGGAUGAUUCUGAGCAUUGUGCAUCUUGGGAACUGUAGUCAUUGAAUUAUUGUCACAUUAGUCACUUAGCAGAUGCUCUUAUCCAGAGUGACUUACAGAUGUGGAGAACAUCACUUUUCAUCUCAGAAAUACAAGAGUGCAGUAUCACCAAGAAGGCUCAUUUACCAACCAAUAAAUACAAAUACAGAUUGCCAUGUUUUUUGUCCCCCAGCCAUCGGAGAAUGUGUUCAGAGAGUGAGGUGGAGAACUGAGCGGUGUUGCCUCUUAAUUGUGUUGUCUGAACUGUUUCUGAUCUGAAAAGAAAAUGGGUGGAUGUGACUUUUUAAAACUUUCCUUGCUCCCAGCUUAUUGCAUGUAUUGUAGUGAAAAGUGCUUACCAGACCACCUCCAUUCCUGGUUUUCCAAAAAAGCCAGUGGAAAUUUCUUUUGGAGGGUAUAGCUGUAGGUAUAGUAUUAAAACUCUCUAUAUUUGACAAUUUGACAACCCCCACCCAAUAUUGUAAUUGUAACUAUGAGUGUUUUAAAAGAAUAGUAAAAUGUACGAAUUCAGAAUUAUUUAUUUGAUAGAGGAUCACAGCGGUUAGUUAUUAUAUUAGAGGAUUAUAGGAUCAUGGCUGAGGCAACAGUGCAAAGAUACAACACAGGAUUGCAUCAUUUAUUAUCAGUAUCUAAUGUGAAAGCAAUUGGAGAACUUCAUAACACAAGAGCACUUUUCUCCAUCAGGUCUUCAACCCUACCUCAUAUUUCAAAAUAUACGUUUAAAACAAGAGCAGACAAGAGUCACACCAGAUUAAAACAAGUGGCAGCUUGUUGGGCAGGGGUACAUGAUGUAUUGAUGUUUGUAGUGAAACCAAUUUAUUGUUACACUGCCAUCGUUGGUAUUUGGUAUCGGUAAAACUGAAUUCUUAAAAUGAACUUUUUUUCUAUGCGAAUGAAAUUAAAGUGAAUUCUGUUCGCCAUGACUGCAGAAUGAACAUAUGUGAUAGUGCUUUAAAGUUUUUCAUAUUUCUGAUGCGCUGGACCAAAUAAACUGAACAAAACCGUU